CUCAAACUCUGCUUCUCUAGGCUGUCAACUCUGCAGUUUGAUUUAAAUUCUCCCCUUUCUUCCACUGGGAUCUACCCCUGUCUUCAAGUGGAUUGACAAUUGGGAUUUCGGUAUGGCCGCAGCAAAACUCCUCUCUAUCGUCUAUGUCGCUGUUGCAAUAAUAUCUCUGACUACAGCCCAGUCCAGAUCCAAAGCGUCAAAGUCUGGGAAAGGCAAGGAUGAGUUGAGGAAUGAAAUUGACAAACUAUGGCGAGAAGUGAAUUCACUUAAAGAAAUGCAAGCGCUGCAGACUGUUUGCUUGAAAGGGACGAAAAUUCACAAAAAGUGCUACCUGGCAUCGAAAAGUGCAAAGAGCUACCAUGCGGCCAAUGAAGACUGUAUCGCCCAAGGAGGGACAUUGAGCAUCCCCCGAGGCAGUGAUGAAGCUAACUCCCUCCGUAACUAUGCCAAGAAGAGCUUGAUCGGGGCCAGGGAGUUCUGGAUCGGUGUCAAUGACAUGACCACUGAGGGUAAAUUUGUCGAUGUGAAUGGCUUGCCGAUUACUUAUUUCAACUGGGAUCGGAAUGAGCCGCGUGGAGGGACACGGGAGAAUUGCGUGGUGGCCUCAAUUAACAGCCAAAGCAAAUGGUCCGAUGAAGUGUGCCGUUCUGAAAAGAGAUACAUCUGCGAAUACCUUAUUCCUUAGAGCUGUCAAUUGUGUAGCAAACUCUAGAGUGAUCGCAGUCAUUACACUUAUUACCUUUAUUGCCAUAUUCCUGAUCUCUGUUUUACAGUCGAAGAUGUUUGAAUGAAAUUCUUAAGGGACGCACUCUUUGAAUGAUGCAAAGGGUCACAAUUCACCUUGGGCGAAAUCACCGAAAUAUCUCACAAGCUGCCCAUUAUACAUGCUUGGAAUGGAAUACUGGGGAGACUGUAUAAUGGGCAGUGCAGUUGAACCCAUUGGGUUCUCAUUUAAGAUGAACUUCUACCUGCCUUUUAAAGAUUUGUUUUCUAUAGACCUGGCAUUAUUUACCAAGGUUAGUACUCAGUGUCAGGAAUGUACCUUCAGAAAUCUGUUUAUAAACCCUUUGAAAUUAUGCUCAAAGAUGCACCCACAUGUUUUUGUACAAUUUCUUAGCUAUUAGAGAAGCAGAUUUAACAAGAUAACAUUCAACAGCUACCAAAAAACAAAGGAAUUGUCCACAAACAUGUUAAUUCUUUUUGCAUUAAUCUUCCACAAUAUAGCUCAAAACAUAAGACCUUUUUAUUUUACAUAUUGUUCACAGAGUGAUUCUCAGUCAUUGUCGACCAUAUAGCACAAACGUGGACCCUACUUUUCCCUUAGAAUUUCAGCCAGUUUUAGGCAGUCUCAGAGUGGUCUACCUCAGAAAAUAGCACACAGCAGUGUAUGCUCAAUUUAAUCCUGCCCGAUUUGUUAAUCAAAUAGAGAUUAUCUUCCAUCUGCAGUAGUUUUCUAACUAAUAGGCAACAAUGCUCAAAGGAAAUGGUUUAAAAAUAAUACCGCUACGAUUUUUCACCUGACAGCAAUUUCCAGGAGAUUAAUCUUUAAUUCCUAGCAACUCCGAGAUAUUUCUGGAGUUUUGGAAACGCUACAAAGCAGCGUUGGGCUGGCAAGAAGAUGCUCUGUCUCCACCAUCAGGAGGAAAAUUCAAGCCAAGUAUCUUUUACUGCCAUCCAAUGUUAAACAAUAUAUUCUGCAUAUAUUUCCUAUUGCAUGAAUUAUUUUCUUAAAGGAAAUCUACCUUGAGUACUUAUAUGUACACUUUCAUGUUUAUGUCUUUAGACACAACACAGUGGAAUUGUGCAACUAUUAUUACUUCUCAGGUUUGUUUUCUAUAUAAAGACAUGCAAUUUUCUUUUAA
This is a messenger RNA of Rhincodon typus (whale shark), 1862 nucleotides long. RefSeq names its product tetranectin-like protein. Bases 113 to 685 code for a protein of 190 amino acids. Lineage: Eukaryota; Metazoa; Chordata; Chondrichthyes; Orectolobiformes; Rhincodontidae. The record is from RefSeq and is a predicted model, not a curated record. The transcript is spliced from 3 exons.